This is a messenger RNA of Manis pentadactyla (Chinese pangolin), 1837 nucleotides long. RefSeq names its product misato mitochondrial distribution and morphology regulator 1 (gene MSTO1). The transcript has 14 exons. Bases 69 to 1784 code for a protein of 571 amino acids. Gene Ontology annotation, cellular component: cytoplasm. Lineage: Eukaryota; Metazoa; Chordata; Mammalia; Pholidota; Manidae. The record is from RefSeq and is a predicted model, not a curated record. Gene Ontology annotation, biological process: mitochondrion distribution.
AGGAACCAAUCGGCUAGCGGCAGCGAGUUGGCUGGCAAAGGCUGUGCGGCCUGGGGAAGCCGCGCGGCAUGGCGGGCGGGGCUCGGGAGGUGCUCACGCUGCAGUUGGGCCAUUUUGCGGGUUUCGUAGGAGCGCACUGGUGGAACCAGCAGGAUGCUGCGGUGUGCGGUCCGACCGACGCCAAGGAGUCGCCAGGAGAGCUGUGCCCGGACGUCCUGUACCGGACCGGCCGGACGUUGCACGGCCAGGAAACCUACACGCCGAGACUCAUCCUCAUGGAUCUGAAGGGUAGUCUGAGCUCCCUAAAACAAGAAGGUGGACCCUACAGGGACAGACAACUAGAUGCCGCGAUAGCAUGGCAGGGAAAGCUCACCACACACAAAGAGGAGCUCUAUCCCAAGAACCCUUAUCUCCAGGACUAUCUGAGCGCAGAGGGAGUGCUAAGUAGUGAUGGUCUCUGGAGAGUCAAAUCCAUUCCCAGUGGCAAAGGUCCUCCACCACUCACCGCUGCCACAACUCCAAAACCACAUAUCCCCACAGACGGCAGCAUCAGAGUCUGGUCAGACUUCCUCAGAGUCCAUCUCCACCCCCGGAGCAUCUGUAUGAUUCAGAAGUAUAACCAUGACGGGGAAGCAGGUCGCCUGGAGGCGUUUGGCCAAGGGGAGAGCGUCCUGAAGGAGCCCAGGUACCUGGAGGAGCUGGAGGACAGGCUGCACUUCUACGUGGAGGAAUGUGACUACCUGCAGGGCUUCCAGAUCCUGUGUGACCUGCAUGACGGCUUCUCUGGGGUAGGCGCUAAGGCCACAGAGUUGCUGCAAGACGAGUAUUUAGGGCGGGGAAUAAUAACCUGGGGCCUGCUCCCUGGCCCCUACAGUCUUGGGGAGCCCCAGAAAAACGCCUAUCGGCUGUUAAACACCGCGUUCGGUCUGGUGCACCUGUCUGCUCACAGCACUCUGGUGUGCCCCUUAUCCUUGGGGGGCAGUCUGGGGCUGCGACCUCAGCCACCUGUCAGCUUCCCUCACCUGCAUUACGACGCCACCCUGCCCUUCCACUGUAGUGCCAUCCUGGCUACAGCCCUGGACACAAUCACGGUUCCGUACCGCCUGCGUUCCUCGCCAGUUUCCAUGGUUCAUCUGGCUGAUACGCUGAACUUCUCUGGGAAAAAGGUGGUGGUGGCGGCAGCAGCUAUUCCCUUCCCCUUGGUUUCAAGCCAGUCCCUUCCUGAUACCCUGGUGCAGCUUGGAGGAGCCACACCGUGGACCCCACUGUCUGCAUGUGGGGACCCUUCUGACACACGCUGCUUUGCCCAGUCAGUGGUGCUGAGGGGUGUAGACAAAGCACACCAUGCCAGUCAGCUCAUCCCAGGGACACCUCUGCCCUCUCCCCUCCAUGCGGGCACCACUGGGGAAGACGUCUUGGCGCAGUACCUACAGCAGCAGCAGCCUAGAGCCAGGAGUUCUUCCCAUGUGCUGCUGACUCCCUGCAAGGUGGCUCCUCCUUACCCUGACCUCUUCUCCUCAAGCCUCAGCCAGCAAGGGCUGGUUCUAGAUGGUCCCCCAACUGGGGCAGCAGUGGAAAGCAUCCCAGUGCUUGGGGCCCUCUGCUCCUCCUCAUCCUUGAACCAGACCCUGGGAGACUUAGCCAGGGAGCUCGCCAGACUUGACCUGCGGCGGUGGGCCAGCUUCAUGGAUGCCGGAGUGGAACAGGAUGACCUACAGGAGACGCUGCAGGAGCUGCACAAUCUGGCUCAGUGCUACCAGGGCGGUGACAACCUCAUGGACUAACGUCCCAAGAAAGGAAAAGAGUUCGUUUACAAUAAAAACUGCUGGGUGCAGAA